GACAAACGGGCCCUUUGAGCAAAGUCUCUGUUGGCCGGAGCCUUCUGGGAGGAGCUGAAGGAGGUGCCCCAAGAGCCCCAGUCUGGGCCGCGGGACGGCAGAGACCCGGCUCUGGGCCGGCUCAAGCUGGUGAAGAAGAGGCAGCGGCCUCGGCCCUGGUUCGGCUGGUGUGUCUUGGGGGGCCUCCUUGGAGCAAGCAGCAGACCACCGGUUGAGCCCCCUCCUCGAACACCUGAAGUCUGAGCUCAGAGGAGACGGGUCGUCAGCCCCACAGACACGGGGUGUUUCCCUUCCUGGUGAACGUCAGACGAGCAUGGCCUGCACAUCUUGGGAUGGAAGCCUCGUCUCUGAGCAGGAGACACCUUGGAUUUUCAGCUAUUUAAAGCGCUGACUUUUCUGCGCCUCCCACCUGGAGGGGUCUGUGCUGAGCCCACCAAAAAGGUUAAUCCAGAAUGAACAGUCAGAAUUCAGGAGAGAGGGUGCACGAGGCCUCACAGCAAGCCCUGUUUCGAGGGGAUAAAUGUGGGAAUGAGUUGGUACUUGAAGGGACAUCAGCCUUUAUUCAUGCAGGCUGGGACUCGGCCCCCCGCCUCUGCCCAUGGGAUGCUCAGGAAGCCUGUCUGCACGAGCUAGGGGCAGAUGGGGAAAGGGUUUCCUUAAGCCGUUCCCGUCCCAAAGCGCUCACUGGGGACGAGGACAUUUAUCAGGAGGCAUGGUCUUCGUCCAUGCAAUCGGCGAUGCCUGGUGAGACCCCAGGGGGGUCCUGGGGGAGUGACGAGAUGGGCCCGUUGGAGCCAGAAUGCCAGUAUCAUGAUGCCCACUCCCACCCUCCUGCUGCCCAGCUUGCAGUGCCCGGAGAGUGGAGGUAUGCCUGUGGGGAUGCUAAUGGCGGGAUGGGCCGUGCUGUACUUGGCCUGGAACAAGGCUGGGAGAUGAAGGAUGAAGGCCAGGGCACCCUGGAAGUGUCAGAGACCCAGAGGAGCCCACCCCAGCCUGGGCUUCCACGUGGGCAGGCUGCAGUAGCCCCUUCAGGUUCUUCUGACAUGUGUGUAAAGGAUGAGAGCUCAGCUGUCAAGGGUGCGGGCAGCCCCUCGGGGACUGCUUCCCAGGAGUCUUCUGCAGUCUUCAACACCACGUACCUGGUGAUAGCAGACACAGCCAUGCAGACAGAGGAGAGCUUGUGCUCCCCAGAGAAGGUGCCCAGUGCCCUCACCAAUGGCCUCCCGCGGGAAAUAACUGAAGCACAGGACGUCCAAGCCCCAGGGCCAGGCUUGGGUGGGGUUAACAUCUCGCACACCUCUCAGACAGACAAAGCUUUAGGUUUAUGUCCACACCGACUGAAUGGGGAGCCUGCUUUGCAGACUCUGUGUGGUCCAGCUGCGCCGCCACCAGGCUCUUGUCCGGAGGCUGAAUGCCUUGUGGACAGGGCACCUUUCAGUGACCCUGAGGAGCAGGUGUGCCGGCCGGGAGGCCGACCGAACGAGAUGGCCUCUCCCGACAGCAGCCUGGCCAGUCCAAGUCAUCCUGCCCCAUUGGCAGGAAGUCAUCCGCUUGGCUGGGAAGUGGCCCCAUCGCUUCAGCCAACGUGGGAGGCGGCAGAUGGCGUUUCUGGCCCACACGAUGGUGCUUAUCUGCCGCCAGCUAUCCCAGGGUGCCCCAAUGAGACCAUUUCUGUCUCACUUGCCGAGAAAGCCAGGGAGAAGCCUUGUGAAACCGAAAAAAGCACCCAAGAGCUAGCCAAGUUCUCCGACAGGAAACGGGCCCCCAUCAAGGCUGUCAAACCUGCCGUAGGCAAAGUCCUGGGAAAACCAGCCCCCAAGACGGGGACCCCGGCAGGAAGCAGCCUCCAUAAAACGGAGAAGAUCAGCUUUCCCAGGCCAAACUUCAAGAACGUCAAAGCCAAGGUGAUCUCUCGGGCGGUGCUGCAGCCCAGAGAGCCGAGGGCAGCUGUGGCCGGGCCCGGGCUGCCUCCCAGGCCCCCAGCGGCAGAGCCUCCCUCCAGCAGCGUGCCAAGGACGGCCGAGCAGAAGGCCACCGGCAAGGCAGAAGUCCUCACCAACAAGAGCCACAGGCAGCACCUCCUCAAGCUCAUUACCAGCCAGGUGGUGCAUGUCACAACUCAUCCCAGAAGCACUUCCCAUGAGACUCGGAGAGCAAACCACACAGGAGGCGUCCCCAGAGCCGCUCUGUCCAAGGAGGGGCACUUGCCCGGGUCUGAGGCUCGAACCAUGGGGCCCCACAAGGGCACAGACGCCCCGAACACCCCCAUGAGAACGACCCAAUCUACCCUGAAGGGGCCUCGAGCUCCCUCUUCCGAUGAAGCUGGCGCUGAGAGGCAGAAAAGUGUGGAUGGAUGUGUGGGAGUGCCUCUGGGCACCCAGGAAGAGCACGGGGAGGUGGUGACCCUUCCGUCGGCCUGCAGUCCUGUCCUGGCCUCCACACUGAAAUUGCCCCCCGGGGCAAGCAGAAAUGGGUCUAAGCAUGACCCCUUGGGACUGAGUAAAAUACCUGUUCCCAAAAUGAAAGUCUGGUCUUCAGUUUCCUGCCGGAGGCGAAGCACCGAGCCCAGGAAUUUCCACCCAGAGCGAGCUUUAUCCCCGCAGAGAACCAAGCGUGUGUCCAGUUCUGGUGCGUCAAGGAAAAGCGUACCACCCAGUCUGGUUGCAGUGCUUAGCACAGUUGAAAAGGGUAAACAGAGGCAUCCUCGGACACCGUGCAGCCAGCCUCAGUCUUCUCCGGAUCCUCUCUCUACUGAAAAAGCCCUGGGAUUGUCCUCUUAUCGAGCAAAAUGUGAGCACCAAGGCAAGGUCAUCUUGCACCUCAAGCAGCUUCUCUCGGGAGGAAACUGCAAGUUGGAGGCGUUGACUGUGGUCAUCCAGCACCUGCUGUCAGAGAGGGAGGAAGCUCUGAAACAGCACCAGGCCCUGUCCCAAGAGCUGGUCAGCCUCCGGGGAGAGCUGGUCACUGCUUCUGCUGCCUGCGAGAAGCUCGAAAAGGCCCGGAAUGAGCUGCAGGCCGCGUGCCAGGCCUUCGUGGACAAACUCAACCAGCAGCACCAGGCGGAGCUGGCAGAGCUGGAGAGCCAGCUGAAGGAGCACUACACGGGAGAGUGUGAGAGGCUGCAGAGCGUGUGUGUGCAGGAGGUGCAGAAGUACCAGGCCCAGCUGCAGAGUCAGGUCGAUGACUUAAAUGCUGCCCACGAAGCCUUCAAACUAGAAAUCGAGUCCAGCCAUUCGGAGCAAGUGGAUUUGCUGAAGAAGACCUACGAGGCCUCCCUCACAGAAAUCAAGGAGUGCCAUGACCUGGAGAAGAAUUCCCUGCAGGAGCUGUUCUCGGAGAAGCAUGAGUCACUGGAGAAGGAGAUCCAUGAUCUGAAGAGUAAGAAUGAUGCUCUGAAUGAGAAGCUGAGACUGGAGGAGCAGAAAGCAGCUUCCAGAGAGAAGGCCAACCUGAAGAACCCCCAGAUCAUGUAUCUGGAGCGGGAGCUGGAGAGCCUCAAGGCCGUGCUGGAGAUCAAGAAUGAGAAGCUGCACCAGCAGGACGUCAAGCUGCUCAAGAUGGAGAAGCUGGUGGACAACAACACGGCCCUGGUGGACAAGCUCAAGAGAGUCCAACAGGAGAACGAGGAGCUGAAGGCACGAAUGGACAAGCAUAUGGCUAUCUCCAGGCAACUCUCUACGGAGCAGGCGGUGCUGCAAGAGUCCCUGGAGAAGGAGUCCAAGGUCAACAAGAGGCUGUCGAUGGAGAACGAGGAGCUGCUGUGGAAACUGCACAACGGGGACCUGUGCAGUCCCAAGAAGUCCCCCCAGUCAGCAGCGGUGCUGCCUCUCUCUUCCCCGAGGCAUUCGGCCUCCUUCCCCAGCCCCUCGCCUUCAGGCUCGCCCAGAUGACCUUUCUGGAGCCCGGGCUGGCGGCUGCCUGAGAGCUUCCUGGCGGCUGCCUGAGAGCUUCCUGGCGGCUGGGGGACUGACCUUCCCACCAGUCACGGGAGCCAGACUUGGGCCCGUGAGGGCCUCGGGAGGGCACUCAGCCGGCAGCUGACCCGGCCCACCAGAGCGUCCGGACAGACGGACAUGGCUCCCACCAGCCCUGCCACCUGCGCGGGCACGCAGGGAGGAACUUGGAUGCACAGAGCACUUGGUGCGCCAGCCACAGCUGGCUCACUGCCUUUCUCCUCCUGCCAGGGGAGAACCAGCUCAGGGCCUCUUCACCUAGAGUAGAACCUUUCUCAUGCUCCCUGUCACAGAUGCUUUUCCUCUGGGCCACCCAUGGGCUCUGGGAGUGGGCUGGGCACAGCUUUGCUGCCGCUGCCACCUUUGGCAGCUGCAGGAUGGGUGUGCACACCUGAGGGGCUGCGCCAGGGAUGGCCGCAAGGACAGCUUAGCCGUGGCCUCCUGGCUAGAGUUGAUGCAAGGGGAAGGGAGGAGAACAGACAGGCUGCUCGGGAGGAUGUGGAUCCUGGCUUAAUAAUCUUGGGGUCUGCCCUCUGGGAUGGAUGGGACCUUCAAACUGAAAGCCCAGCUGUGAGAAUGGAAGCUAGUGUGAUUUUCUGUAGUUUUCAGUGACCCCCAUCCCCCAGGUGACACAAGUCACUAGCUUCUGGUUCAUUUUCCUAGCUAAGGACAGAGGUGGAACACGUGUGUCACCUCAGGUCCCUAGGAGCAAGGUCUCUUUCUUGGGUCUCAGUCCUGGGUUGAUCCUUCCAAGGAAGGAAGAGGGUCAGGGAUCCCCCUGGAGCUCCAGCCUCCACCUCAUUUUUAACUUGCUCUGAAUAGUCACCAAUAGGUGGGAGCAACCUCUCCUCUCCUCUCCUCUCUCCUCUCCUCCCCUUUCUUUCUAUUCUCCCCACCUCUCCCUCCCUUCUCCUUUCCAAAGCCAUGACAUAAGCCUUCUACCUCCUUUUUUUCUGGGACAAGGGUAAUUAAUAUGCUCCCCCAGAACCAGCUCAUUUUCCAGGCGCAAAAGUCAUUUCCAAAAAAAAAAAUACAAAAACCCAAGGCCAUAUCUAAUAUUAUAAACUAUUGAAAAAUCCAGAACCAGCAAAUCUGGGGAAGCAGCAAGGCAAAAUCAUUGAUUAGCAAACUUUGGGAAGAAGCCAACCAUAUCCCUGUGCUCAAGGGCAUAAACUCCUGAUUUAUGCUAGGAGAUGAAGUAUUGGCUAGAAUGAGGCCAAUGGGAGCCCCAACCAGCAGCUCUGAGUCUUUCUUGGAGAAAUUCUGGGGAGAUGGCAGAGGGGCCCGUGUCAGAGCAGAAACCAUGGCUUCUAACUUUCAUGAAAGACCUUCCCUAGUCUCCUCCACCCCAGCCAACCUUGGGGACUGGAAGAGCAGGGAGGUGGCUUCCCCUUGUCUUUGAAUCUGUUGCUGUGUUGCCAAUGAGCUGUGAAUCUAGGAACCCUCCAGGCAGCUGCCAUGCUGACUUUGGACACCAAGGGGCGAGUUGAAGUUCAGGAGGCAUGUUGAUUUGUAACAAUUCCUUCUUUUGUCUCGUGUUUAAUCUCCAAUGGUCUGUUGUAUGUGUAAUCUUUCCAUUUGUAGGGAUGGUAGAAAGCCACUUCCCUUCAGGCUCCAGGUAGGAGUGAGGGCUGCUGGAAUCUCUGCAUCCCCUUGGAGCUGUCCUUGGUCUGGCCAGCCCUCAGGGGUCAGACAUUCCAGGGCAUGGAAAGCUGCUGCAGGACUUAGGGGUCUGGGGACAAAUGUGCUGCUCCGGUCUAAAAGCAGCAGAGGAGAAGGAGGAAAAAAGCUCUUUGAAGAAGCUCUGCCAGGUCCACACUAUAGGAUGGUGCUGAGAAGAGGCAAGUGGGCUAGCUGGGCUGAGACUCAGCCAGUGCUGAGCUUCCCCAACUAUUCCCGGUCUUACUGCCCUUCCAAUAGUCAUGUCUCCCCCCCCUGUCAGAUCCUGUCACCUAGGAGUUCAAGGCUCAGAACCCCACCCCCACCCCACCCCAGGCCUUCUGAAUGCAGCCCUGAAAGGAGGGUCCUAGGACUCAAACUGGCCCUUCACAGCUGGUUGGUCCUUGGAGCUUCUGAUUGCUCUGGACUGGGGGGCUGGGGCUCGGGGAAGGAACUGAUGUAUUUUGACUUGUGUGUGUUAAAAUAAUAAAUAAAAA
Dromiciops gliroides (monito del monte) is the source of this 6109-nucleotide messenger RNA. RefSeq names its product microtubule associated scaffold protein 1 (gene MTUS1). The record is from RefSeq and is a predicted model, not a curated record. Gene Ontology annotation, cellular component: cytoplasm; nucleus. The transcript is spliced from 13 exons. The coding region runs from base 453 to 3890 and encodes 1145 amino acids. NCBI's taxonomy places the organism in Eukaryota, Metazoa, Chordata, Mammalia, Microbiotheria, Microbiotheriidae. Gene Ontology annotation, molecular function: microtubule binding.